Molecule: messenger RNA, 3271 nt
Organism: Hippocampus comes (tiger tail seahorse)
Lineage: Eukaryota; Metazoa; Chordata; Actinopteri; Syngnathiformes; Syngnathidae
Gene: tbc1d14
Product: TBC1 domain family, member 14
Exons: 14
Coding region: 467-2572 (701 amino acids)
Biological process (GO): regulation of GTPase activity
Molecular function (GO): GTPase activator activity; small GTPase binding
Source: RefSeq, a predicted model, not a curated record
UGGGAGGUCGAUUGAUUAUGUCUUGUGUCGUGGACAGGUGACUUCAUCCGACGUCAACACUCAGGGCUCGAUUACUCUCUGUCGCAAGUUUGUUUUAAAAUGGCGGCGGAAACAGGCAGACAGGUACAAGAUGCCAACUCAAGCGACUAAACUUCUUCAUUUCCCUUGCUCACCGAACCGCGGUCGUAAUACCCAUUCGAGAGCGUCCGCCCUCGCUUCGGUUCCAGUGAGGAAACGCAGAAAGACAAGUGGGCUCAGGGUGCGAGCGAGUCUCGUUCCGAGUGCUUUUUUUUCUUUUCUUUUUUUCCCCUCUCACGUCGCUAGAUGACCUCGGGGCGGUCAUGUUUUUUUUCCACGCCGAGCUGCAUUGAAGAGAAGCCGGGGAGGUGAUAGUGGUUGCCGCAUCACCAUGGAGCGCUCCGACUCGCAGACGGCGGCCGGCCACCUGUAGCUCCGAGCGGCCCCCAUGGCGAACCUGACCCCCUGUGACCGGGGCCGGACGGAGAGCCGCGGUGGUGUGUUUCGAGGAGCUAUUGUGGAGAACGGUUGUGAAGUAAAAGGCUCCUCUCUCUCCAGUCAUCACAACCUCUCCAAGCAGCAUGUCUCAGAUCCGGGCCUGGUCCUCCAAGGUCAAUCCACACCAUGUGCCCCCCCAACCUCCAUUCUGCACGGCAACUUACAGAAGCUCAGUCUCGACCUGGACAGUCACAGUCUGACUUCCCAGGACUCUGGUAUCCCAACUUUGGAGCUCAACCCUCCAGAUGUCACCGGGGGAGACUCUCCCGCUACUUUGACAUUAGAUGACGACUCCUCCGACAGCAACGGCGUGCCCAAGUCUUCCAGCUUCCCGCGCAGCGGCUUCGACGCCACCCGGUUCUUCAGCCCAGGCCUCAGAUUGCCCGGAGCUGCCGCAGGCCAUCGAACCUUGAACCGCAGCGACGACGUCUCGGUGUGCAGCGUGUCCAGCAUGAGCACGGAGCUCUCGGUGUCCAACGAAGACAUCUUACAUUUCACUGUCACCUCCGACUCGAGCGCCAUCGUCACCCUGGAGACGGAUGACAGCUGCACUGCUCCCUUCUCCGACGUUGCGCUUGCUUCGUUGCCGGGAUGCUCCAAGGACUUCAGGGGUCCGGUGCAAACAAGCCCACCUGGAGUCAUGAGACAGGAAGAGGAUGGCAGGCAAAAGAAACUGGGAUCUCUCGCCAGCUUGUUCAACGGGAGCCUCUUUGCCAGGAAAGUGAAGGACAGUCGCUCGGUGGAGCACCGGGAUGCUGGAUGGAAGCUGUUUGGGAAGGUGCCCCCACGCGAGGGGCCCGUGAAGGACCCGAGAAGAAUACAGAAGGAAUAUGAAACAAAGACUGGCAGAGCUGGACACAGCAAUCUGACGUCCCCCAGGCAGAAUGUGAGGAAAAACCUGGACUUUGAGCCUCUCUCCACCACCGCUCUCAUACUGGAGGACAGACCUGCUAAUCUUCCGGCCAAGCCGGCCGAGGAAGCCGAGAAACACAGGCAGCAAUAUGAAGAGAUGGUGGCGCAGGCCAAGAAGAGAGAGCUGAAGGAAGCCCAGAAGAGAAAGAAGCAGUUGGAGGAGCGCUGCAAGCUGGAGGAGAGCAUCGGCUCGGCCGCGCAGACGUGGAACCAGGAGAUCCUGCCCAACUGGAGCGCCAUGUGCACGUCGCGACGUGUGAGGGACCUGUGGUGGCAGGGCAUCCCGCCCAGCGUCAGAGGCAAAGUGUGGAGCCUGGCUGUGGGCAACGAACUCAACAUCACUCAUGAGCUUUAUAACAUCUGCUUGGCGCGGGCCAAAGAAAAAUGCAGGAGCACAGCAGCCAAUGCACCGGAGGCUGAAAGCCAAGAUUCGGGCUCGUCGAAUCGGGAGUCGAGCUUGGAGCUGAUCAAACUGGACAUCUCGAGAACGUUCCCGCAGUUGUGCAUAUUCCAGCAGGGUGGACCCUAUCAUGACGUGCUGCACAGCAUUCUAGGGGCUUACACUUGCUACCGGCCGGAUGUCGGCUAUGUGCAGGGAAUGUCGUUCAUCGCGGCGGUGCUCAUCCUGAACCUGGACACGGCCGAUGCCUUCAUCGCGUUCGCCAACCUGCUCAACAAACCUUGUCAGAUGGCCUUCUUCCGAGUGGACCACAGCCUUAUGUUGACGUACUUUGCUGCAUUCGAGGUGUUCUUUGAAGAAAACCUACCAAAGCUCUUUGCACAUUUCAAGAAGAACAACCUGACCCCCGAUAUUUAUUUGAUCGACUGGAUCUUCACCUUGUACAGUAAGUCUCUGCCACUGGACCUGGCGUCUCGCGUGUGGGACGUCUUCUGCCGAGACGGCGACGAGUUCCUGUUCCGCACGGCGCUGGGCCUGCUGCGCCUCUUCCAGGACGUGCUGACCGGCAUGGACUUCAUCCAUAUGGCCCAGUUCCUCACCCGCCUGCCCGACCUGGUCCCCGCCGAGCAGCUCUUCCAGCACAUCGCCGCCGUCCACAUGACUAGCCGAAACAGGAAGUGGGCGCAGGUUCUGCAGACGUUACAGAGGGAUCCGGAGCGAGGCAGUCCGGUGCUGAAGCGCUGACCUGCAGUGGACAAGCAUCAGGAAGACUGAACUUGUGUCUUUUCAUGGAGCGACGUCCACGAUGACGUCAACGGGGGAUCCGUGAGUACCCGAGCAGGGGUGCCUUAUACUUCACGAACUUCCCAGCAGAGGAGCCACAACACGACACACUCCCGGACCCCCGUGGGACCACCCAGAUGCCAGUUAUCACGUCCACUUUGUCACUCAAUCCUCUUUAACGUUUUUUUAAUGGUGACUCCCCCAACGAAAUCUGGAGCCAAUUUGUUGUGUUGUAAUGUUACAUGUCGAGAUCCUCUGGAAACGAGGUCAGAAGCUGCCUUUCAAUAUUUGUGGGACAUAUUGUAACUAAGGACUUCACAUCAUUCGACAUUUCACCUUGUUAGUCUUUUAAUUGUGUGAAAGGGGGUGGGGGGGGCUUAAAGGAAAGGGGCUGUCUGCCGCAGGUGCUUUUCUUUGGAUUUUGAAAAUCAAAAUCCUCACAGUCCUUUCGGGGCUUAUUUCUUCAUCUCGACUGCUAAUUUCAGGAUUUUGCACUAUUCAUUGAAGCGGUUUCUCGGGCAUUGUUGUCCAUUUUGCACACUUCUGUUAUCUAGUGCAAAAUCGGCGGUGUGAAUUUGGGGUUUCGGUUUUUCGUCCGGGGGCACUUGAUCGUCGUCCAUUGCUCAAUUUGACUACAUGUUGUGUGUUAACAGGAAACGU